GAAGCUUUCCGCCGCCUGCACCGUUCCCAACGACCUCAAGACCCCAAGAUGGCUGACGCUCAAGUCGAGAAGGCAUUCCAGAAGCAACACCUCUUCCAAAACGCCAAAGUCCGGGGCGGCAAGAAGGUCUCCUCCAAGGACAAGCGGUGGUACAAGGAUGUUGGUCUGGGAUUCAAGACGCCUUCAGAGGCGAUCAAUGGCACUUACAUUGACAAGAAGUGCCCCUUCACUGGCAACGUCUCUAUUCGUGGCCGUAUUUUGACUGGCAAGGUUGUGUCUACCAAGAUGAUCCGAACCAUCAUCGUCCGACGGGACUACCUCCACUACAUCCCUAAAUACAACCGUUACGAAAAGCGACACAAAAACUUGGCUGUCCACAUUUCCCCAGCCUUCCGUGUUGAGGUCGGCGACACCGUCACUGUUGGACAGUGCCGGCCACUAUCAAAAACCGUCCGAUUCAACGUCCUCCGGGUAGCGAAGAACAAGGCCGCAUCCAAGGCUUUCGGAAAGUUCUGAGCUUAGACCAGAUUUUGUUAUUCUGUACCUCAUUUGUCCCAUGCCACAUGCAAUUCAAUGAAUAUGCCAUGCCAUCCAUGCUC
Molecule: messenger RNA, 599 nt
Organism: Coprinopsis cinerea okayama7#130
Lineage: Eukaryota; Fungi; Basidiomycota; Agaricomycetes; Agaricales; Psathyrellaceae
Product: 40S ribosomal protein S11
Exons: 6
Coding region: 49-516 (155 amino acids)
Biological process (GO): translation
Cellular component (GO): ribosome; cytosolic small ribosomal subunit
Molecular function (GO): structural constituent of ribosome
Source: RefSeq, a predicted model, not a curated record